UUGUUGCUCCAACCACCAAAGCAAUAAGGAUUAAAAUCUAAUGACGUAUAACAUUGAUUUCAUUCUGUUUAUAAACGAUAUAUAUAUAUAAUUUGUCGAUAGAUGAAUUGAGUAGGGUUUAACUGAAUGUUGUGAGAUACACAGAUACAACGAUCAUCAAUACAAGAACAAUAAGCACGUGUUUUAGGAUGAGGAUGCCGUAUAGCUUAAUGUUGUUGCUUCCCUUGUGUUCUUACGUCAAUGCAGAAAUUGUAAAGAUAAAGUUUUUGGAACACAGUUUCACACCCAAUGAAAGAGAAAAGCGGGACGUUACAUCCUCCAUGCCAGACAAAAUGGCCUUUCACCUUGAAACAGACAAUGGUGACACCAUCUUGAAUCUAGAGCGGAUUGCAACUAUCCCGAUGUACACCUUCACGGAAAAUGGAUUAGAAAAAAUGAACAUAGCUUCGCGGUGUGUUGCUGUGUAUAAGGAUGAAUUAAGAAAAUCAGUAAUAAAAAUCAGUCGACAACAAGACCAUCUACACAUGUUUCACUUGGAAGGUGAAAUAGAAAUAGACGAUAAAAUCCAUCAGUUAUCACCAUACAAUAGUUUAGAGAAUGAGGAUGGCAUGGAUGUUUUUCAUGUUCUUCAAGAAAAGGAAGAAGAAAUACCUGUAACAGAUUACUUUAAAGAUUUCAGAAGAAUAAUAAAACACAAGGUAUCUAAAGUUGAUUCUAAUAAUUCACGUCCUAAACGAUCAUUAGAAGAACAUAUUUAUACAGUAGAGUUAUGUUAUAUAGCAGAUCAUCAAGAUUAUCAAAAAUUUUUAUCAUUUAAUAAUAACGAUGUUGAUAAUACAACUUUAGAUAUUAAUAUUUAUUAUUCGUUUGUAACAGAACAGAUACGACUUAGAUAUGAAAGUAUUUAUGAACAAGACCCAUCAUUAGUAAUAAAUAUUGUUAUAUCGGGAUUAAUUUUAUUAAAGGAUAAGGCCAGCUCCAAAUUUAUGGAUGACGAAGUUUAUGACACGAAUCAAUUAGAUUAUAACAAAGGAUUAGAUGUAGCUGUUGAAUGGUUAUAUAUAAACGAAGAUAAACUUCCUCCCAGCGAUCACUAUAUGUUCUUUACAGCAUAUGAUCUUUCAGAUGCAGGACAAUCAGACUCCCUCGGUUUAGCUAAUUUUGGAUGUAUGUGUUAUAGAGAUGAGGAAGGGUAUUAUUUAUCAGCGUCUAUUAUAGAAAAUGCAUUUGAUGGCAACGUUGGUGCUACAGCGGCACAUGAGUUAGGACACAGCUUGGACGCCGAUCAUGAUUCUGAUGUUGGAUGUAAUGACAAUGACCUGUAUCUGAUGUCGGCGAGAUCCAUACAUCCCUGGAACGUGUCAUAUGCUUCUAGACCUUGGAAAUUAUCUCCUUGUUCUGUCCAAUCAAUCGGAACGUUUUUAAGAAAGUAA
Messenger RNA from Patella vulgata (common limpet), 1433 nucleotides. Its product is annotated as zinc metalloproteinase-disintegrin BlatH1. The coding region runs from base 189 to 1433 and encodes 414 amino acids. The record is from RefSeq and is a predicted model, not a curated record. The transcript is spliced from 11 exons. NCBI's taxonomy places the organism in Eukaryota, Metazoa, Mollusca, Gastropoda, Patellidae. Gene Ontology annotation, biological process: proteolysis. Gene Ontology annotation, molecular function: metalloendopeptidase activity.